Molecule: messenger RNA, 504 nt
Organism: Candidozyma auris
Lineage: Eukaryota; Fungi; Ascomycota; Pichiomycetes; Serinales; Metschnikowiaceae
Exons: 1
Coding region: 1-504 (167 amino acids)
Source: RefSeq, a predicted model, not a curated record
AUGCUCCUGCCUGCGUUUCGCCUGGGCAUCGUGGCCACCAAGCCUGCGUUCAUAGUUCCCGUCAGAACCUUUCUUUUUGGCUUCUUAUCCCAAUUCAACAAAAAGCUCAUCUACCCGCCCAACCCAGACCAAGUAACCACCAAGAACAGACUCUUCCCCACGUACAUUGAGAACCAGACAGAGCUUGGGAACCUCUUGUUGACCAAAGAGCCCUUGCUUCUCAACUUCACCAUGCCAGGAGACGCCAAUUGCAACAAGCUCACCCAGUCUUUGUUUGACGUACUUAGUGAUAAGGCCAAGUACCCGUUGAGUGUGGACAAGCUGGUGCUGUUGGCCAAUAUUGCGUGUGAUGGGCCUGGGGGAAGAGAAUUGCAGCAGAACUACGGAGUGUCAAAAAUUCCCACCAUUGUGUUGUUGAAGAAGCAGAUGGUGGCGGACCGGUUUGUUCCUAAAGACGUGGCCAGCGAGGCCGACCUCUCGGAGUGGAUCAAAUCGAUAUACUAA